AUGGACUCGACUGCGUACGAGCUGCUACCGCUGGGCUCCAAACCAACCCGGUCCGAGCUGACGACCGUUGCGACAUACAGUCCGCUCCACCACUCGGAUUCGGCCUCUGCCUUCCUGAUCGACAGCGACGACGAUGGCAUCGACGAUGUCGACCCUGAACGCACCUCCAAGUCCAGCCAUGGGCAACCAGACCACCACCGCCACGGCCAGUCCUUUGACUACACUCGCUCGGUCGUUCCGCAGACAGACGACCCCUCCGUCCCUGCGCUGACCGUUCGGGCGGUGUUCUUGGGUCUGUUUUGGUCGGUGCUGCUCUGUGGUAUGAACGGGAUCCUCAUGUUCCGAACAAACGCCAUAACGCUGAGUAACUAUGUCGGAAUCCUUCUCUCCUAUCCCAUGGGAUUGGCGUUGGCAAAGGUCCUGCCAUCCGUGACCUUCAAGAUCUGUGGAUACCCGAUCCCACUCAACCCAGGGCCAUUCUCGAUCAAGGAGCACGCCCUCAUCUACGUCAUGACGGCCUCGGCAGCCCUUCCGUACGGCAUCGAUAACGUUGUGGUGCAAAAGGGCAAGCUGUGGAUGAACAACGAGCAGCUGGGCCUCACGGAGUGCUUCCUGUUUGUCUUUGCAACGCAGUUUGUGGGCAUCGGCCUGGCCGGACUCGGGAGGACGCUGCUCGUCAAGCCCACAGACAUGUUCUGGCCAUCCAACCUAUCAAUCGUGGCCCUGUUCACGUCCUUUCACCAUCAAGAUGACUUUGGCCAAAAGUUCCUCAACGUACGAGUCCAAUCGGGAUUGACUCGGUAUCAGUUCUUCUGGGCAGCAUUUGCGUGCAUGUUUGCGUAUACAUGGAUACCCGAGUACUUUGCCCAGACACUGCAGAUGAUCUCGGUUCUCUGCCUGUUUGGAGCGGGCAAAGGCAGCGUGCUGAAUACCCUGGGCUCCGGGGGCUACUCCGAAGGCGUUGGAAUGAUGACACUUUCUCUGGAUUGGAACUACAUCGGCACCCUGAUUCAGCCGCUUUGGGCGACGCUAUCGACGGUCGGUGCAAACGUGAUCUGGAGCUGGGUUAUCGCUCCACUCGUAUACUACACCAAUGCUUGGCAUGCCAUGGAGAUUGGCGGAUGUCAUCGCACCAACGGGACGACCGGCUGUGGCAUCUUCAACUCCCCCAGCCUCUUCAACGGAACCGACUUUCGCAAGAUCAAUGUCCUGGACUUAUACGAUCCCACGACCUUUGAUCUGAAUCUGGAAGUGUACGAGCGCUCUGAGCCUAUCUACAUUACAUCGACAUUCGCGGUCGGAUACGGGGCUUCGUUCAUGUCGAUUGCCGCCGUUCUGUCGCAUGUCUAUCUGUGGUACAGCGAAGAUGUGUUCCAGAACCUGCGGGUGGCACUCUCGGGACGAUCCAAGGCCCACCAUCGCGACAUCCACAACCAGCUCAUGGAGCAGUACGACGAGGUGCCGGACUGGAUCUACUUUGCGUUUUUUGCGGUCUGCUCCCUGCUGAUGAUCUACAUUGGCGCGACGACAUCGUUCGAGAUCCCCUGGUGGGCGGUGCUUCUGGCGAUCUUCAUGGGAAUUGUCUUUCUCAUCCCCGUGGGAACGAUCCAAGCCGUCUCGGGAAUCCAAAUCGGCCUGAACGUGAUCACCGAGUUUGUGAUCGGCCUCCUGAUCCCGGGCAAGACCAUCGCGGUGAUGGCGUUCAAGUCUCUUGGAUUCAAUACCCUUGUGCAGGCGUGCUCAUUGCUGUCGGAUCUCAAGCUGGGCCACUACCUGCACAUUGCGCCGACCUCGAUGUUUGCAGCCCAGUGCCUCGGCUCGCUGGUGUCGGUGUUCGUGGGCACAGGCUUCUCAUGGCUGGUGCUGGAGCACUUCAGCCAGCUGGGCAAAGGCGACUGGAGAGGCACGCAGUACUAUAUCUUUUACAGCGCCGGCAGUAUCUGGGGCGCAAUCGGGCCCCGACGGUUCUUUGGCUUUGGCUCGGUAUACUCUGCGCUGCUUUGGUGCUUUCCCGCCGGCCUACUGCUGCCGUUUGUCCCGUAUCUGAUCCACCGAUACUGGCACCGCAACCCUUUCUGGUCCAACAUCAACGUGCCGAUCCUCUGCAACAUGGACGGCGUCGGCGGAAACCAGGUCGGGGUGCUGAGUCCCAUGCUGACUGCGUUGGUAUUCCAGCACUACUGCUUCCGAUACUGCUUCGAGUGGUGGAAAAAGUACAACUACAUCCUGGCGGCGGCCCUGGACUCUGGGUUGGCCUCGGCACUUUUGGUUAUAGCAGUGCUGCACAAUGUCCUGGGGGUGCAAGGGCCUGUGUGGGUGCUGAACCCAGACACCUACAACGGCACCCAAAUCGACUACUAUUGCGGCGGCUGA
This is a messenger RNA of Polychytrium aggregatum, 2373 nucleotides long. RefSeq names its product OPT oligopeptide transporter protein-domain-containing protein. The transcript has 6 exons. Gene Ontology annotation, biological process: transmembrane transport. The record is from RefSeq and is a predicted model, not a curated record. Gene Ontology annotation, molecular function: oligopeptide transmembrane transporter activity. NCBI's taxonomy places the organism in Eukaryota, Fungi, Chytridiomycota, Chytridiomycetes, Polychytriales. The coding region runs from base 1 to 2373 and encodes 790 amino acids.